Messenger RNA from Lodderomyces parapsilosis, 2430 nucleotides. It is a transcript of the gene AKL1, whose product is annotated as serine/threonine protein kinase. The transcript has a single exon. Gene Ontology annotation, biological process: protein autophosphorylation; actin cortical patch assembly; peptidyl-threonine phosphorylation. The coding region runs from base 1 to 2430 and encodes 809 amino acids. Gene Ontology annotation, molecular function: protein serine/threonine kinase activity; ATP binding. Gene Ontology annotation, cellular component: cytoplasm. The record is from RefSeq and is a predicted model, not a curated record. Lineage: Eukaryota; Fungi; Ascomycota; Pichiomycetes; Serinales; Debaryomycetaceae.
AUGAACAUUGCAAAUAUACCAAAGCUUCAAAGUGGCACGAAGUUGCAAGUGGGAAAGCAUCAAGUGUCAAUUAUCAAGUACUUAUCGGAGGGCGGUUUUGCUCAAAUCUAUGAAGUUAGCAUAGAUUAUCCGGGGAAAGAAUCAACUACAGCAUGCUUGAAACGAGUUAUUGUUCCCGACAAGAAUGGCUUAGACCAGUUGAGAAAGGAAGUCGAAGUCAUGAAAUGUUUACGAAGCGCAAGAAGCAUUGUAUCGUAUUACGACUCGCAUGCUGAAAGACUAGAUAAUGUCAAUUAUCAGGUUCUAGUUCUUAUGGAACUUUGCCCAGGGGGGUCGUUGUUGGAUUUCAUGAAUGCGAGAAUCAAAGUAAAGUUGAAUGAAGGGGAGAUUCUCAAAAUUAUGUUGGACGUUUGCCAGGGUGUUUACGAGAUGCAUAGAGCUAGAUUGAUCCAUCGUGAUAUCAAGAUCGAAAAUGUUUUGAUUAAUAAACAAGGUAGUUUCAAGCUUUGUGAUUUUGGAUCCACGUCGGUGCCAGUGUCCCCUCCACAAGACCAACAGCAAUUCAAACUCAUCAGUCAUGACAUCCUUUACCACACUACGCCACAGUAUCGUUCUCCUGAAAUGAUAGAUCUUUAUAGAGCAAAGCCAAUUGAUGAAAAGGCUGAUAUUUGGGCUCUUGGUUGCUUCCUUUUCAAGUUAUGUUACUACACAACACCGUUUGAAGCUAACGGAGACAUAGCAAUCUUGCACGCAUCAUUUCAAUUUCCUCCAUUGCCGCAGUACUCUGGGGAUUUAAAAAACUUGGUGAUUAUUAUGCUUCAAGAGAAUUCGUUUUUCCGUCCUAAUAUUGUCCAAGUAUUGAUGUUAAUUUGCAAAUUGUCAAACAUCAAGUUUGAGACGCUUGGGUUAAAGGAUUUUUACAACCUCGGGCCAUACAACUUUGAGAAAUUACAAGAGUAUCAACUUCAAAAGCAAAACCAAGCUUUGCAUGAAAAACAAUUGUACAUUCAGCAGCAAAGCUUAAUGGAUCCUAUUGAAACUCACAAUCCACUUUUGCCUCAUGUUCAACCGGUCAACUCAGAACCAGCUCCAAGUGUGCAACAGCAGCCUCCCCCACCAUCCAAACUGAAUGAAAACAUUGCACAACCAGUGGAGAAACAAGAGAGUGAACUUGAUACAGAACCAAAGGCAAACGCUGACGAGAUGGUUUCGCCCAACUCCCUCGUAGGUUUCAGCCUGGACGAAAGCGAUGAUGAUUUUUCCGAGUUGGAACAACUCGAUGAUGCAGAAGAGAGAUACCCAUCUUUGGAACAUAUCAAUGAUUUGGACAAGGCCAACAAUGCUUCCUCGAAAACAUCAAAAUCCUCAGAGAGUGCUUCCAAGUCCAGAAUAGAUAAGCCUUCAGCGAGCGUGAAAGGUGAUCUUCACCACACCGAUGCUUGGAAUGCACAACCUCCCAAAAUCGAGACACAGGCAGAGAAAUUAGCUGACGACAUUUUUGCCUCCAGUGAAGCACCCAAUGUCGAAAAAGAUGUCUUAAAUCAAGCUCACGCAGCAGAUAUGUCGAAUUUGAAAAGUGGAUACAAUUCAGAUCCCGCGGGUCAAUAUAGACCAACUUAUCCUGAUGAUAGAAAUAAUAUUGGGACCUCAACCACAGGAACAGAUCCUCGUCUAAUCGUGAGACCACUAAAUUACACCUCAUCAAAGUCUGCAAACCACGUCAAACAGGAUGUACACAAGAACAAUAAUCCAUGGGUCAGUAGGGAUACCAACAGCGGUGCUCAGAUUGCCACUAGCCCUUCAGAGAGAAAUUAUCAUCCCACAGUAUCAUAUUCGAAUGCCACAUGGGCGGAGCAGCCGGUACUUCCAAAUAAAGGAGCAAUUUCACCGCAGGAGGUGCGGUCACCUCCUUUACCAUCGAAAUCGCAGUUCGGUUACCCCAACACAGCGCAACAAAACGUACCUUUAGAUGGAUCGCAUCACCCAGCACAACGUGAAAAGAAUUUGAUUGAUCUUGAAGUUGGUCUUCCUUCCUCCAACACAUCUUCUUCUGAAUCCGGGUUGAGCAAACCAAUGAGGUCCACUCAAAAUAAUAACUCCAACGUAUCGUUAAUUGAUUUGAAUUUGAAUGAUGAAAAGAGAGAGAAAUACCAAGAGCACAAGCUGCAAAAUGCAACGACACUGAAACUAGAAAAGCCUGUUUUUAAGAAACGCCUUCCAUCGUCAUCGAACCAUUCUCAAUUGGUUUUGCAGGAAGAAGUGAUUGAUUUUGCGUCAGAUGACGAAAAUCUCGAUAAUGGUUCAGAUAUGAGUAGAGUAAAGAUCAGGAAUUCGUUAAAACAUCCAAAGGGUCGCAAAUCGGGUGAGCUCAGGAGAGCUGAAAGUUUACAAGAAUCCAGGAAACGCCAUUCUUUCUUUGGUGGUUCAUAA